Nematolebias whitei (Rio pearlfish) is the source of this 3676-nucleotide messenger RNA. It is a transcript of the gene zc3h11a, whose product is annotated as zinc finger CCCH-type containing 11A. NCBI's taxonomy places the organism in Eukaryota, Metazoa, Chordata, Actinopteri, Cyprinodontiformes, Rivulidae. The record is from RefSeq and is a predicted model, not a curated record. Gene Ontology annotation, molecular function: metal ion binding.
CAACUCUCCAUCGAUGUUAUUGUAAGAAAACUGAAUGGUUCAUUUGAAUGAAUAUUUUGUCUUUGUUUAUAUUAGUGACUAAUCUUGUGCAGUCGUUUUACUUCGAGAAUCGAUAGCUUUGGGAUCUUUCACCUAUUUGGAUUAUUAGUUUAUUGACGUCACCAACAUGGAAACUAGAGUUGUUCAAGCUGACCUUCACUCUAACAGCGUAAAGCUUUCUGUCUUUAUGAACCAGUCUGGACCCGGACUCCAAAAUCCUUAUCGGGAUCAGAUAGCUGAGAAAUGUGAAUAUGGGUGUAAUACACUGAGCAAAGUAGUAAACAAAGUCUGCCUUUAUGAAUCUGUCUGCAGAUCACUCAAGUUACACAUCAGCUGUCUGUUGGUCCAUAUUUAUAAAGCAUAUAGUUCAUCAGCACAUCUCCAGCCAUGUGUUAUGAAUCUUUCGGUCAGCUUUCUUUACACUUUAAGGCCAGAUAUGAGCACAAAUUAAAGGUUUGUGUCUAAACAGACUGCCAGGACCAACAGCAUGGUGAAACAGUCCCAGAGACAAGAAUGUAGAUCUUUACAGAUAAAACGAUUGUUUUUGGCUUGUUGAAAUGUUUUGCUGUGUUUGUGUUGUCCUUCUGUCUUUAUUAACCCACUUUCAGUUUUUGGGUAGUGUUUGUCAUUGAUCUGUAGGUAUAAACCCACCCUCUCUGCCUGUUCUGGGAGUCCCCGGAUAUGGAUAGUUUGUCCUUAUGAGAAGCUGUGGCAGAAGAUUUUUCCUUUCAGCAGUGUUAAACAGCUGAAAAUCACUAGAAGCCCACUCCCAGUUACCCUGCCCUGUUUUUUCCACUACUACCCAAAUGCCACCAAGUCCAAGACGAAGUUGAAGAUUUUUUUUCCACACAUCUUCUCACGUUUUGGCUCUUCAUUUAAGCAUUUUUUUUUUCUUGUCUGGCUGAUUAUGUUCCUCUUUUAUUUAUUUUAUUAUUCACACCAGUUGUAAAAAACAAACACAACAACAACAACAAAGGACUAUUGCAUCCAAUAUGAGUAUUAUAGCAGUCCGAUGGAGAUAAAGAUGUCUCAGUGAGUCUCAGAAAAAGACCAAUUUCUCUGGGCGAUCCACCCCACUUUUCCUCUUAUCUCACGGAUCAAGUGUUCCUUCAGGACUCCAUACUCUCGCGGAGACACCCCACCAGCUGUGACAGACAUCGUCUUAUCCACCUCAGGGCGAGUCCUGUUGUCCCUGAAGACGACUAUCCAACAGGUCACUGCCAUCAUUUAGUCCACAACCAGCUAUGACCAACCAUGGAGAUGACUGCUACUUUUAUUACUAUUCCACCUGCACUAAGGGUGACAACUGUCCAUUCAGACACUGUGAGGCAGCCAUGGGCAACGAGAUUGUCUGUAACCUCUGGCAGGAAGGAUGCUGCUUCCGCCCGCUCUGCAAGUUUCGCCACAUGGAGAUCACAAAAAACAGAAAGGAGAUCCCGUGUUAUUGGGAGAAGCAACCAGCUGGCUGUCAGAAGCCACACUGUGCUUUUUUUCACGAGAAGCCUCGCUACAUUGAAGGCGUCUUCGUCUCACCCAGUAAAAGUCAGAACAAGAAUGAGGAGGUGCAGCACGAGGAGCCAGUUCUUCCACCAACUCCUCCUCUAAGCACCACUGCCAAUCCUCAGCUCCGAGGAGUCAUCAAGACAGACACUCAGGAGCCGGUGCCGAGCCCAACACACCCGCCUGUCGUCAUUAAUCCAGCUGAUGAUGAUGAGGAUGAAGAUGAUCAGUUCUCAGAGGAAGGCGAGGAAAUCAAAACAGGUCCUUCACCAAAGAAGACGCCCAAAUCAGGUGCUUCACUAAAUUUCGGGGUGAGCACAUUGGAAGAGAUUCGUCUCAGGAAGGCUUUGAAGGCCAGCAUGAGGAAAGCAGGUUACCCCAUCCAGAGUGCUGAAACUUCCUCCACCAGAGAGAAGGAAAACAUCGGCUUCAUUUAUCGGACGACCCUCUCAGAGUCCACAGGCUCUCUGGAAUUCGAACCGAGGGUCAGUGUGACUGAGAGGCUUGGAAGAAAGAUUUCCAACACGGAUUUUACAAAUGGAGACGGGUUUUCACUGAAGAGACGUCUGGGCAGGGCGGUGGAUGAGCAGCAAUCUUCAGUUGUUCCUCAGAAAGCUUUGAAAACCUUAAAGGAAAGACUCGGAUCACCUGCUGGUCUUGCUGCAAUCACUCAGCCAACUGACACUGAUGAAGUUCCUGAGCUGAUCCACAUCAAGACUCUAGAGGAGAUCAAACAAGAGAAGGCGGCCAAGUCUCAGAACCAGAAAGAUUCCUCUUUGGUUAUUACUCAGAACACCUCCCAAACCAGUAAAGCCAUGAAAUGCACCAAACGAGUGGUGACUGUGAAAGAUGGAAAAACCUCAGAUAUCCUGCAGGCAAAGAAGAGACAGCAGGACGAACAGCAGCCCGUCGUAAAGAAGGUUGAGCAGACGGGGAUGGAUGCUCCAGGCAGGAACCAGGAGGAACCAGACCCUGCCCCUCCUCAUCCAAAGCCCAACAAUGUGGAGAAGGUUCGGGUUAAGACCCUUGAAGAGAUCCGCAGGGAGAAGGCAGCUAGACUCCAGGCUCAGCAGGCCGUGCCGUCUGAAUCCGAGAAGAGCUCCGAUGCUCAAAGUGUUCCCCAGAGACAACGUCUGCUGUACAUCAAGAAGCUGCCGAGCCAAAGUGACGUCACCUCAGAUCAAAGUGUUGAUGUGACGGAGAAGAAAUGUCCAGCCGCUGCGCCUCAGACCACGACCAGCAUCAAGGUCAAGAGCUUUGAGGAGAUCAUGCGAGAGAAACGCCUUCGAAAACAGGAAGUAUGUGAACAGGUUCAGCACUCAGCUGAAACGGGGUUCUCUCAGAACCAGACUGGAAUCCUGAAGAGAAAAGUUCCUCCUAAAACCAGUCCGGUGUCAUCAGAAACUACCUCCAUAACACCCCCUAAAUGCUGUAAGCUCAGCUUCCUGAAGCCAGAAGCACCUUCGCUUCAGAGCAGGACAGCUUCUGAUCCAACAGCUGAGGCCUCACUCCCAGAGAGGCAGGGCUCUCCUCGUGACCCACAGUCUCAGAGCCCCUCCAGGGAGGUUCCAGACAAGAACACCUCCACACCCACAUCAUCAGCCAGGCUGAGCAGAGACGCACAGCAAGCUGCAGAAGGCCCAGCUGCUCGUAAAUCUCAGGACAGUACUCGGACCAGAACCACACAACAUCCUGGAGUCUCCAAAGUGCGGCCUAAACUGAACGUGAGACCGUCUGUGAUAAAGCCGGGUCCGAAGACAAGAGGGUCAGAAAGUUCUGCUGUGGCUGCUGUUAAACCUCUGAACAACACAGAUGUUCAGGAGGGGGACACCUGCACUCACUCACAGGUGCUCCCGACCUCAAACACAGAGGCUCAACUGAUGUCUGCGCUGACCCGUAGUCCCAGCACUCUGGACUCUGGUCCUCCAACAGAGGACCUUCAGACAGUCCCCGUCUUCACUCAGAACCAGAAAACCAAACCAGCUGUCAGAGAAUUUUGUACAGUCCCUCAAAGCCCAGUCCUGAAACCCCACAGUCAGUCCAGGCCAAGGCGGUCCAGUGCAGCAGCGCGUGCCGAUGCCUCCUCCUCCGCCGUGGAUGACUUUGAGGAGCUCAUCAACCAGUUCACCGAUGAUCA